CCGGCUGUGGGAUGCAGGAACGAUGCAGCCAAUUGGUGAGCCCUUUCGGGGGCAUACUUAUUCAGUCAACUCAGUCUCGUUCUCUCCGGACGGGACUCGCAUCGUUUCUGGUUCGCGUGAUGGGACUGUCCGGCUGUGGGAUGCAGGAACGCAGCAGCCAGUUGGUGAGCCCUUGAAGGGGCACACUGAUUGGGUCUAUUCGGUAUCAUUCUCACCAGAUGGAACUCGCAUCGUUUCUGGUUCGAUCGAUAUGACCGUCCGGCUGUGGGUUGCAGUGGCGGGACAGCCAAUUGGGCAGCCAUUGCGGGGGCACACGUCUUCGGUCACAUCUGUGUCGUUCUCGCCGGAUGGUACUCGCAUCAUUUCUUGUUCAUUCGAUGGGACCGUCCGACUCUGGUAUGCGACGAUUAGGAAGUCAUUGCAGAACCACGGCGAAGAAGACCGUUCAUCAUCCUCCCCGCACAGCAGUUACAUCCCACAUUCAAUAGCGGCCAUCCCCACAUUCAACGCUGCGAACGAUGCCUUCAUUUGUUUCUCAUCCGACUUGACUCAUGCACUCUGCGACACUGCUGAGCUACUCGCACGCACCCCCCUUGACGACCACACAUUUGUGCUGGGAGACGAUGGAUGGGUAUUGGGACCCAAUGAACAGCUCUUAUUCUGGGUACCACCUGGUUCUCGAGAACCGUUUUAUAAUUCCCGGACUGCAUUAGUGGUACCUAGAGGUGGUGUUGAGCUUGAUUUGAGUCAGAUGGCACAUGGGACACGCUGGCAGCGCUGCUGCAAGGAAUCUUGAAUACGAUUUUUUGAUUUGCGGAGAUGCCUGAGACACUUCGUCGAGUACGAUAUGCAGUGAACAAUUAAUCUAUUGUCUAUUAUAUACGUAACAUUGGAUUCGAGUCUGCUAUAGUACUUCUGAGCGAACGUCAUUUUAACUGAGUGACAGAUUUUUCAGGGCGGGUAGGCAACUUCACAGCCUCAGACCCAGCAGGUUCGGGCGCCUGCCAUCCGAACCCAGUAGUAUGAAUGUGAUUAUGUAUAGUGAAAAUUAUAAUGUAGGCUGC
This is a messenger RNA of Suillus bovinus, 1064 nucleotides long. RefSeq names its product WD40-repeat-containing domain protein. The coding region runs from base 23 to 796 and encodes 257 amino acids. Gene Ontology annotation, molecular function: protein binding. The record is from RefSeq and is a predicted model, not a curated record. The transcript is spliced from 2 exons. Lineage: Eukaryota; Fungi; Basidiomycota; Agaricomycetes; Boletales; Suillaceae.